This is a messenger RNA of Linepithema humile (Argentine ant), 1597 nucleotides long. Its product is annotated as calcium load-activated calcium channel. The record is from RefSeq and is a predicted model, not a curated record. Gene Ontology annotation, biological process: endoplasmic reticulum calcium ion homeostasis. Gene Ontology annotation, molecular function: calcium channel activity. Gene Ontology annotation, cellular component: endoplasmic reticulum; cytoplasm; endoplasmic reticulum membrane. Lineage: Eukaryota; Metazoa; Arthropoda; Insecta; Hymenoptera; Formicidae.
GAAUAAAUAUUCAUAAUAUUCAUAAAGGGGCCCGAAGGUAACUAUAGAGCGGUGACAUUAUCAACUGUUCCAACUGUACUGCAAGUACACAAGUAUUGUAAUUUAUCACUGUACUGUUUUAUAAUAGCUUCGUCGGUGAUAGUCAUCGGAUCAAAAAGAGGUUAUUCGAUCUGAAAAUCCAAAUGUCUGCAUGUGAUAGCAAUGUGCAAGUUUGUUAAAAAGAAGACUGAUUUCACGCUAUAUCCGAUAUUCUGAAUUGACACGAAUGUUUUUAAUAGCAUCGUGAAGUGCAUAAUUUAAUUCUGAUACAACGUGACUUAUAUAUUGUACAGUGCAUACGUAGUCACUUUUAACGGAAAAGAAGUUCAAUGAAUUAACAAUAAUUCUUGGUGUUAAUUGUUGAAUUAUAUGAACUUCGAAUAAAAAAUUUAUUCCCAAAUAUGUGGGCAGACACCAUCCUUAUUGUAUUUAUCAGUAUAUGUACAGCGUUAUUGGGUGAAGGUUUGACAUGGUUAAUGGUGUAUAGAACUGAAAAAUAUCAAAAAUUAAAGGCUGAAGUUGAAAAGCAGAGUAAAAAAUUGGAAAAAAGAAAAGAGGCUCAUGGAGACUCUUUGGACAAGCAGCAGAAGAAGAAGAUAGAACGCGAAGAGGAAAGAUUAAAGAAUAAUAAUCGAGACUUAUCUCUUGUAAAAAUGAAAUCCAUGUUUGCUAUUGGAUUUGCGUUUACGGCACUGUUAAGUAUGUUCAAUAACAUAUUUGAUGGACGAGUUGUUGCGAGAUUACCGUUUGUUCCAAUCAGCUGGAUACAAGGUUUAUCCCAUAGAAAUCUUCCAGGCGAUGAUUAUACGGAAUGCUCAUUUAUAUUUUUAUACAUAUUAUGCACCAUGAGUAUCAGACAGAACAUCCAGAAAAUGCUGGGUUUUGCACCAUCCAGAACCGCAAGUAAACAAAGUGGCAGUAUCUUCGGACCUCCACCUCAACAAUUUAAAUAAAUACAGAUUUGAAGAAUAAUUGUUGGUAUUUUGAGAUUUUUUGUACAGCUACUAAAUUUUAGGCAUUUACUUGUGUCUGAUUAAUUUUUAUAACAUAAAAAAUAAACUUCUCAUAUUAUUUAUCUUUCACAUUAAAUUAUUAUUUAAAUAUUGAAAUAUUUAGUGUCUUCAGGAAUUUUCUAGAGUAUUUUUCACUGUAAAUAUGAAAUAUGAAUAUAUAAAAUAUAAUUUAUGUUCCAUUACUUAUUGAAACGCUUGUUAUAUGAAAUACCUUCAUUUAUUUCUUAAAUAACAGAUUCAAUAAUUGAAGAAAACAAAAUCAUAGGCACAGAAUAUAUGAACUCUUUUCGAUAUAAUACUUCAAUAUAAUCUCAAAUAUAUUAUAUUAUUGCAGUGGUAAGAAAAACUUACACAUAUAAUAAGGAAAUUUUAUAAUAAUUUAUGAAAUCACUGAGCAAUUUUAAAAAAUAAUUGUGAUUGGUGUAUUUUUAUCAAGCGUAGCUUAUACAACAAUCAAUAUUAUGUACAAACAUAAUGAUCAACCAUAUACAAAAGGGUGUAACCAUUUAUCUUACAUAGUAAAAAACUUGCAUUGCUACUUUGAA